CAGUGAACGAUGAUGAGGAGUGAGGAAGCAGCCAGGAAGUGUGAGAUGGUGCAGAAGAACCACACCACCCUGCUCACAGAUGGACAGGAUGCUCCCAGUUUUAAUGCUAGGACACUCUCCCCAUCCUUGGAAUCUGUUGCAUUCAAUACAGCUCUCAAAAAACUUAAUUUUUUUUAAUGCAGUCCUAGCUAGAUCCAUCCAAGGCUCCAAGCCCCAGCAAACAAAAGCACUGUUUGGCUCCAAAUAGUUGAACUGCAACUCCUCUCAUUUUCAGAGUGUUAAGUAGUACCCCUCCUCACAUGUGUGCUUUGCUUGCUUGCUUGUGUGAUUAGUGGAGUAAUCAGGAAGAAAAUAGUGGGGAGGCAGGCCAAGUGGAAGAUAAGUGUGUGUGGGUGUGGCAAUAAAGGUGAAGUCUUCAAGUUUGCAAUCUUCUCCCCUUGCUCCCACAAGAUUACAAAUCUUGUGUUUGUCCUGUUGCCACUGCCUCUGGUGCCAUAGAAAGGAGAUAAGAAGAAACCAAGAAAAAGGAAAAGAAAUAAAGUCGAAAACUUUCUGCUGAUAUUUUGCACACAUAUAUUUUUAUUUCUCCUCCUACUUCUGCACACUCUGGAAAAUUCUGUGCUUGGUGGGAAGUUGGGGGAAGAAGCUUGGAGCUUUGAGCUUCUGAAUUCUCAAGUCUGAUUCAAGGAGGAGAGGAGUUCUUGAGGUGUUGGUGUAAUGGGGGAGAUGAACCAACCUCCGCCGCCGCCGGUGGCCGUGCCUCCGCCGAUGAUGGUGCAGCCCAUGAUGCAUCCCGUCGGCGCCGGCGCCGUCUUCCCGCCGCACGAGCAGUUCCACCAUCUCGCCUACUGCGUCCACUCCAACCCUUCUUGGGUUCAGGUGGCCGCACUUGCAUUCCUUCACUAUCUUGUGAUGCUGGGUUCUACUGUCAUGCUUGCAUCAACUAUUGUUCCUGCAAUGGGUGGUAACCCGGGGGAUAAGGCUCGGGUUAUUCAAACCUUCCUAUUUAUGAGUGGCAUUAAUACACUGCUCCAAACACUUAUUGGAACACGACUGCCUACAGUGAUGAAUGCUUCCUUUGCAUUUGUCAUCCCAGUAUUGUCAAUAGCCAGAGACUUUGAACAGAAUAACUAUCCAAGCAGCCACCAGAGAUUUACUCACACAAUGAGAGCAACUCAAGGGGCUCUUAUUGUUGCUUCUAUCCUCAACAUGAUUCUCGGAUUCAGCACAAUUUGGGGGGCGUAUGCCAGGAAAUUCAGUCCUGUAAUAAUGACCCCUGUUGUUUGCGUGGUUGGUCUUGGGCUAUUUGCACUUGGCUUUCCCCAGGUUGGGAAGUGUGUGGAGAUUGGGCUACCAAUGCUAAUCCUUGCAAUUGUUGUGCAACAGUAUGUGCCACAGUACUUUCACCAUUACCAUGAUCGAAUCACCUUCAUGUUUGAGAGGUAUUCGUUGCUUCUUUGUAUCGGGAUUGUGUGGGCCUUCGCAGCUAUCCUUACUGCUGCUGGUGCAUACAACCAUGUCUCACUCAAGACCCAGCAGCACUGCCGCACUGACAAAUCUUAUCUCAUGUCGUCAGCACCAUGGAUAAAAAUUCCAUACCCCUUCCAAUGGGGCACACCAAUCUUCACUGCAGGUCAUUCAUUUGGAAUGAUGGGUGCUGUACUUGUUUCAGCUUUUGAGUCGACUGGUGCACACUUUGCAACUGCACGUCUAGCUGGUGCGACACCACCUCCUGCUAGUGUCCUUAGUAGGAGUAUUGGUUUGCAGGGCAUUGGAAUGUUCCUGGAAGGUAUCUUUGGUGCUCCAGCUGGUUCAUCUGUAUCAGUUGAAAACAUUGGGCUUCUUGGACUAACAAAAGUUGGAAGCAGGAGAGUGAUCCAGAUAUCAACUGGAUUUAUGAUAUUCUUCUCCAUAUUUGGGAAGUUUGGUGCCUUCUUUGCCUCUAUUCCAUUGCCAAUCUUCGCAGCAAUUUUCUGUAUCUUAUUUGGCAUCGUUGCUGCUGUUGGAGUCUCCUACAUGCAAUUCGCAAACAAAAAUUCGAUGAGGAACAUAUACAUCAUUGGACUCUCCCUGUUUCUAGGCAUGUCAGUUCCUCAAUAUUUCAACGAGUACACUGCUUCUGCUGGCACUGGACCUGCCCGGACGAAUGCUGGAUGGUUCAAUGACAUCAUAAACACAGUCUUCUCAUCGGGCCCGACAGUGGCGCUGAUCGUCGCAUCGGUCUUGGACAACACACUGGAGGCAAGGGCCCAUGAAAACGACCGAGGGCUCUCAUGGUUCAGGCCGUUCUUGCACCGUCGGAAAGGUUUCUCGGAUCCUAGGAACGACGAGUUCUACAGCUUCCCAAUCAGGGUCCAUGAUGUGAUUCCGAGCCGGUUUCUCUGACGCGCUGAGAAGGAGCAUGGUCACCUGUGCUUCAUUCAGUUCUGUGCAUGUAAAUCUCUUUGUUCUUGUUAGCCCCCUCCUUACUCCUGUGACAUGUAGCAAUUGGAAGAUUAAAAAGGUCUCAACUUAGUGGGGAUAUGGUACAAAUGGUUAGGACUUUUUGGUUUUCUUUUCUUUUCUCUUCCUCCCUCUGGGCCAAACCAUGAUGGUGUAGAGUUGUAUGACCUUGGUGAAAUGAUUUUGGGAUGGAUCUUUAAAGAAUUACCAGCUAGUACCUCAUUUGUUGAUUGCUCAGUCAGUGGUGUGUAGUUGUGCUUCCAGUACAUGCAUUGACUCAUCAUAACUCUGUUGUAACAGCAUUGUUCUUUCAGAAUCAGACCAGGUGCACUGCACACUCAAAUCAUGGGCAGUUCUUUGAAUG
This is a messenger RNA of Oryza brachyantha (malo sina), 2806 nucleotides long. Its product is annotated as nucleobase-ascorbate transporter 3. NCBI's taxonomy places the organism in Eukaryota, Viridiplantae, Streptophyta, Magnoliopsida, Poales, Poaceae. The transcript is spliced from 15 exons. Gene Ontology annotation, cellular component: plasmodesma; plasma membrane. Gene Ontology annotation, molecular function: transmembrane transporter activity. The coding region runs from base 718 to 2385 and encodes 555 amino acids. Gene Ontology annotation, biological process: transmembrane transport. The record is from RefSeq and is a predicted model, not a curated record.